Messenger RNA from Cuscuta epithymum, 398 nucleotides. NCBI's taxonomy places the organism in Eukaryota, Viridiplantae, Streptophyta, Magnoliopsida, Solanales, Convolvulaceae. The record is from the annotation of a GenBank genome assembly.
GCGGCACGAGGCUUGACCCAGGAGGACGACCUCGAUUCCGAUGCGGAUGAUGAGGCGGCCAUUGAGGCGGCCGGGGUUUACAAGGGCCGGGUUCCGUGCUUGGGGGCCGAGGGGCAACGGAUUUUGUAUGAUCGAAGCACCGGCGCUUCCUCUUCUCGGUCAAGGCGGGGAGAAGAUCCCCGUAUUGCUACAAUGCAGCGUGAACUGGAGGAGCACGAACGGCGAUGGGAGGAGCAGCGGAAAGCAGAUGAGGCCACAAAAGCCCGGUUGGAGGAGAUGGAACGGUACAUGCGUGCCGGAUUCCAGCCUCCGCAACAGCCUUUUCCUCCCCCGUACGUAUUCCACCCUGAGCAAACUCCUCAUGUUCCGCACAUGGGCGGUAUGGGAUUUUUUCCCAA